Clarias gariepinus (North African catfish) is the source of this 2793-nucleotide messenger RNA. RefSeq lists its product as uncharacterized. The record is from RefSeq and is a predicted model, not a curated record. Bases 209 to 2656 code for a protein of 815 amino acids. NCBI's taxonomy places the organism in Eukaryota, Metazoa, Chordata, Actinopteri, Siluriformes, Clariidae. The transcript is spliced from 9 exons.
AAUUCGGCAUAUGAAUAAGAAAUAUCAUAUUGGAAUAAGGGUGUAAUAAUAAUACGUUUCUGGUGUAAACGAAGCUUUGUUUGAAGUGGUGACGGUGGCUGGAGGUGACCGGAUUUGCGCCAUGGAUUUACUUCGUUGCGUAAAACUACAUUGACCAGAAAGAGGUGCGCGAGCUGCUUUACCGCUGCUGACGUAACUUUAGGUGAUAAUGGAGAGCCUUCACCAGGAGCAGGCCUCCAACACAGGCAAUGGGCUCAGGAUGUCCAUCCUCCGGAGGAAUGCCUCUUCCCUGUUGCCAGAAAUAUGUUCCAACUCCUCAUUUUAUAAAAUCACGGAUGAGACUUUUCCCUACAUGUCAGGAAUUUUCGAUGAGACUAUGGAGCCUUCUUUCAUGUCAAAUGGACCAGUAGCAACCACAGAUUUGCCUGAUCAGGUACAGUUAAAGACAUUGGCAAAAACUCAAGAUGAGGUCAUUUCAGAUGUUGGAAUUGAAGCAAAGGCUGCAUACAGCAGCUGGCUCAGUACAUCAGUGGAGAAGGGUCAAUCGAUAGAUUUUAGCAUGUCCAUUGCAUCAGCAAAAGAUGACCAUGAAGAUAUUAGUAAUAUAACUAAAUCUGAUCUGAAGGCAGAUAAAUCUGAUGUCGGCUGUCAUUUCUUGGAGUCUGCUGAUUGUACGGAAAAAUGUGGGAUAGAUUCAAAUAAUGGUACUUUUGAUCUGGCUAAAGACCUUAAAGAGAGGUUUUCUGGAUUGAAUUUGACUAAACCUGUUCAAAAUGAAACAACAGGAUCAAGCAACACUACUUUUGAAAAGUCAGAACCUCAUCAAGAAAAGUCUUCUGGACUUAGUUGUACUAUUUCUAAUGAUGACGCAAGUGUCGAAGACAAAAUUUUAAAUGAAAAACACUUAAACUCCACUGUUGAUGUUUGUGCCCCCUUAAACUCUACGACAGAGCAGCCAAACCAGAAGCUGAAUGGAACCGUAGAUAUUACUCAGUCAGAUGGAUCUAAACAAGAGCAGAGUAAUGAAGCGUGUGUAUGUCGCAUGGACUGUGAGAAGCAAAGCACUUUUACAAAGGCUGCAAAGGUGACCAAUGAUACUGUUGAUAUGACUGAUGGUGUUCCCAUUGAAGUUGUUCAGACAGGUUCUGUCAAUGUGGAACCAAUUGAAGGAACAUUUACUAAACACAAUACAACCACUGACCUCACGCCUUCACAGCCUGUUCCUGACUUUACUGUGGAUAUGAUUAAAAACCCGAACACAGAAUCACCAGUGAAGUCCAGUACCACGUGUGGUGUGACUGUGAAAGACACACCUGUAUCUAAACAAUCUGAACCUCCAGUUAAUACCACCGCACCAGUAAGGGUUGAUCUGUCCAUUUGCUCUGACAAAACUGUAGAUCUUCCUGAGACUGAUUGUAAAGAUGGACAACAGGAGCUGUUUGGGAGAAGAAAUGGAAUCUCUGAUGGUGAAGGUUAUCACAACUUGGACAUUAGCCAAAGUAGUAUGUUUUCACUGGAUGAGAUGUUGGACUUGAAACCAUGUCCCCUUGUUGCAUCCACACCUAUUGUUCUGGGAAGAGGCUUUGACAGACUGCAAUCUGCAAAGCCCACUAAUAUACAAAAACAGCUCUCUGUAAUCAACAGUAUUAACGCUCAUUUGAAUGAUGACACGGCUGGUGUUAGUGAGCACGAAGGAUCUGCUUCAUCAAAGACAAAUCCGUUGUCUGUCAAGUCUGACGCCUGCAGUCAAACAGCAAAUUGCACAUCGAAUUCCACGACAUCCGAAGCAGCGGUUGUGAACAAACCCCCUUCAAAACCUGCAGUGAGAAGGAAAAUUCCUCAGCCUUCAUUUAAAUCCAAUAUUCCCAAGACCCAGCUUCCUGUAAGGCCAACCACCUUGCAGCUACCAUCAGCAGGAGUUAAACCAAAGACUGCAGCAGCAGCAGCACAAACUGCAAAUCAGCCAGAGACAUCCUCAUCUGCUCUGCACAGCACGAGGAGGACGGUGCAGCUCAAUAAAGGGAAACCUCCUGCUUCUGCAAAGAACCCUUCCAUACCUUCCACAGUAAAGUCUUCAGCUGUGGCUACCUCCAGCACCACGUGUAAUCUGACUGCAGAUAAAAAGGCUCUAAAUACUUGUCUGACCUUGCCCAAACCCUCUGGUUUGCAACCCUAUGGUCGAGGAAGAUUUGGUCUUAAGCCACCUGGGAGUGCUGUUCCCUCAGAAGCAACUGGUCAUGCUCAGACCAUCAACAAACCAACUGGUUUAUCUGGUAUUAGGACCAGGAAUUCCCUGCUUCCAGGUUUUUCCCAAAAGCAUGCAAGCAAUGAUGCCUUGCCAUUGGCCAAAAGGAAGAAAACUGAUCUGCAGAACCAGCCCAGCUGUGCUGAAGCUCCCACAGGCUCAGAGGCAGGGGAAGGUGUUCAGAAGAAUUUAACUCCUCUUACAGAUAUUACAUCAAAGAUACCCAACACUGGUACAAAUUGUGGAAAUUGUCUACUUCUUCAAGAGAAAUUACAGACAUUUCAUAAGGAAUUGGGGGGAUUUCUUCAAGAACUUGGUCAACUACCAGAUUGUAAAAAGUGGGUCUUGCUUCAACAAAACUUGCAGUCAUAUUUAGAGGAGGUUAAGAAUUUACGAACAGAUCAUCAUUAGGGAAGAGGAACACGUCUGAUCUACAGACUUUAAGUAUUUUGUAUAAUAAACUUGAAUAUUAUUGUUAAUAAAAUAAUAAAUUAAUUAUUUUCCACAUAUUGUCUUUUUUUAAUAAAAGAAGUUAACAAUUUUGAUGA